AUGUUGGCCCACACCUUCACUGCGCUCCUCGUCGGGCUACUCGCCGUCAGCUCAGCCGUCGAAGCAGUCAGGAUCCAGAAACCCGGACUGACGCAAUCGCAGACUUCCAAGACCCGCGCCAGAGAAAUCAAGGCAGCUUACCGUACAUCGUACCAAGCCUACCUCAAAUAUGCUACUGGCCACGAUGCGCUUCUGCCACUCAGCAACGGCUUCACGGACGCGUUUGGAGGCUGGGGAGCUAGUGUCGUUGAUUCACUCAGCACAUCUUUCCUGAUGGACCACAAGGAUCUGUACGAUCAAGGCGUCGAGUUUUCAAAACGCAUCGACUUCACGAAAACCUCUUCGGAUUCCAUCUCGCUCUUUGAGACCAACAUUCGAUAUCUGGCCGGCCUCAUCUCUGCCUACGAGAUCGGCGGCAAGAAGGAACCAAAACUCAUCGACCAGGCCAAAGUUGUAGGCGACCAUCUGAUCACCGGUUGGUUGGACGCCAAUCCUUUGCCAUGCAACACGCUCAAGUGGAACAAUCUAGCAAAACCCAACACGUGCGAGUCGUCGGGAAUCGCUGAAGCGGGGACGUUGAUCCUGGAAAUGGAUCGGUUGAGCAAGUACACCGGUGAUGCCAAGUAUCUGCGUCUCGCAGAGAAGAGCAUGAAGGCAAUUGCGCAGUCCAAGGGCGUGUUUCCGGGCUUGUUCGCUCAGGUGUAUGACCCGAGGACGGGGAAGCCAAAGGACGAUUACGUGACAUGGGGUGGCGGAAGCGAUUCGUUUUUCGAGUAUCUGAUCAAGUACGCGUAUCUGAUUGGUGACGAUCAGGACGUCUGGAUUCCCACUUGGGUCAACAGUGUCGCUUCGAGCAUCGAGCACCUUGUGGAACAUCCGGAGCAGACGCAGGCGAGCUCGUUGGCGUACCUUAGCGAUUACUCGGCAUCGAACGGUGGCAACCUUCCGCGAUGGUCACACUUGGGGUGCUUUGCUGGAGGCAACUGGAUUUUGGGCGCAAAGAUGAUCGGACAAGCUUCGUUUGAACAGUACGGCCAAGCGUUGACGGCUGCUUGUGCCAACACGUACAGCUCGAGUGCGUCAGGCAUUGGACCGGAGAGCUUUGUGUUCAUCGGACAGGGCAACAAUACGAACGGUAUCACGAUCCAGAAUCGGGAGUUCUACCGUCAGCACGGAUUCGAUUUUGAAGUGACGCAGUACAUCCUGCGCCCGGAAGUGAUGGAGUCAGUUUUCUACGCUUACCGCACCACCGGAGAUACCAAGUGGCAAGAGAUUGCGUGGAACGCCUGGACGUCGAUCUACAAGAACUGCCUCGUCAAGCAAAACGGUGCGUUGGCUGCGUUGGCCAAUGUCAACUCGACAAGCCCGACAAAGUUGGAUGAUUCCGAAUCGUUUCUGUACGCGGAAACGUUCAAGUAUCUCUACUUGAUCUUUGCCGACCCAGACAAGGCGAAUUUGGACAGGUAUGUGUUCAACACGGAAGCGCAUCCGUUCGAGGUCGAUCAGCCGCGUAAAGCGGGGUACAACGCUCCAAAAGUGAAUGUGAGGCCGUUGGGCACGAAGAAGGCGCAGAAGGAAAAGGCGGAUCAAACGGAGCAGACGGAGAAGACGACGGUGAAGGAUGUGCCGAUGCCCUUGUUUUCGGGGUUGCCCGGGUUCAAGUCGCCCAUCGGGGGAGGAGGAAACACGUUGGGUAACGUGUUGGGCUUUGGAAAGAGAUCGGCUAGUGAAGUGAGAAAGCAUGCCAAAGGCAAAAAGAGGCAGGUUGAAGAGGGGCAGUAG
Mycosarcoma maydis (corn smut) is the source of this 1782-nucleotide messenger RNA. RefSeq lists its product as uncharacterized. Gene Ontology annotation, molecular function: mannosyl-oligosaccharide 1,2-alpha-mannosidase activity; calcium ion binding. The record is from RefSeq and is a predicted model, not a curated record. Bases 1 to 1782 code for a protein of 593 amino acids. NCBI's taxonomy places the organism in Eukaryota, Fungi, Basidiomycota, Ustilaginomycetes, Ustilaginales. Gene Ontology annotation, biological process: N-glycan processing; carbohydrate metabolic process. The transcript has a single exon. Gene Ontology annotation, cellular component: endoplasmic reticulum; Golgi membrane.